Messenger RNA from Trametes versicolor FP-101664 SS1, 177 nucleotides. RefSeq lists its product as uncharacterized. The transcript is spliced from 4 exons. The record is from RefSeq and is a predicted model, not a curated record. Lineage: Eukaryota; Fungi; Basidiomycota; Agaricomycetes; Polyporales; Polyporaceae. The coding region runs from base 1 to 177 and encodes 58 amino acids.
AUGGACCCCUUCCCCAUCGGAACUCGCGUCUUCUUCCUCGAGGGCGGGAAGACUCGCACCGGCACAGUGCAAGACACCGAGACCAUCGAGGGUCUCCGGUUUGUCAUCAUCAAGCUCGACGACGGCAACCCAAGGCCUGUGAAGCUGCCUGUCAACAGCGUCUCAAAAGCCAAUUGA